Molecule: messenger RNA, 2123 nt
Organism: Phragmites australis (common reed)
Lineage: Eukaryota; Viridiplantae; Streptophyta; Magnoliopsida; Poales; Poaceae
Product: probable N-acetyltransferase HLS1-like
Exons: 3
Coding region: 632-1828 (398 amino acids)
Molecular function (GO): acyltransferase activity, transferring groups other than amino-acyl groups
Source: RefSeq, a predicted model, not a curated record
GCCAGCCGCCUUCCCCUGUGCUGUGGAUCUCUGCGCCAUUGUCACCACUCGCCAAGUUACCACAUCCAUCCGCCCACAGCGUUGCAGCAUCUCGUAUAGGCUGUAGCACCCUGUUCUCCGAUCCUACCGGUCUUCUUCCCUGCUGCAAAGCCUGCGGCGCGACGCUCUCCGCUCCAAAAACUCCAACGCCUUUACCUGCCUCCUCCCCCUCCCCCUCCGGAAACCCGUCGCUCUGAUCCAAAAAGAAAGCGGCAGCUGCUAGCUAGCUGAGCUCGAGCUCCUAACCUGGUCUGUCCCGCGCACACAAUCGCGCCCGCCCUGUCUAGCAAGCUAGAGAGACGCCUCCAGUUAUUGCACCGGGGAUAUCGCUGCGGAGUGGGCGGCGGAUAGCUGCGCUGCUACUCCUUCGUGCGUGUGGGAGAGAAGUAAUUGUGAAGGAGGCAAGCACGCAAAAGAACGCCCUCGCCUCCCGCGCGCGCCCUCACGUGAUUUAUACUUGCGGCCUCCUCCUCUUUCCCUCUUGCAAGCACCAAACACACACUCAGCUCCUCUCCUAGCUAGCUCUACCUGCUCUCCUGCCCUCGUGGCAGCUGCCGCCAAGAAAGUGAGGGUGACCAGCCGCGGGAGAGAGAUGGUUGAGGCGGAGGCUCUGGUGGUGAGGGAGUACGACAGCGAGAGCGACCGCGGCGGCGUGGAGGAGGUGGAGCGCGCGUGCGAGGUGGGUUCCAGCGGCGCCGGCAAGAUGUGCCUCUUCACGGACCUCCUCGGCGACCCGCUCUGCCGCAUUCGUAACUCGCCGGCCUACCUCAUGCUGGUCGCGGAGACAGCAACCGGCGGUGGGGAAACCAACGGCACGGAGAUCGCCGGACUCGUCCGCGGCUGCGUCAAGUACGUCGUCUCCGGCUCCACCCGGGCCAGGGACCCCAUCUACACCAAGGUCGGCUACAUCCUCGGCCUUCGUGUGUCGCCGAGCCACCGGAGGAAGGGGGUGGGGAAGAAGCUGGUGGAUCGGAUGGAGGAGUGGUUCCGGCAAAUGGGGGCCGAGUACUCAUACAUGGCGACGGAGCAGGACAACGAGGCAUCGGUGCGGCUCUUCACCGGCCGCUGCGGCUACGCCAAGUUCCGCACGCCGUCCGUGCUCGUGCAUCCGGUGUUCGGCCACGCCCUCGAGCCCUCGCGGAGCGCGGUCAUAGUGCGCCUCGAGCUGCGGGAGGCCGAGCUGCUCUACCGCUGGCACUUCGCAGCCGUCGAGUUCUUCCCCGCCGACAUCGACGCCGUGCUGUCCAACGCCCUAUCGCUCGGCACUUUCCUGGCCAUUCCGGCGGGGUCGCGGUGGGAGGGCGUGGAGGCGUUCCUGGCCUCGCCGCCGGUUUCGUGGGCCGUGCUGAGCGUGUGGAACUGCAUGGACGCCUUCCGCCUGGAGGUGCGCGGCGCGCCACGCCUGAUGCGCGCCGCGGCUGGCGCGACCCGGCUGGUGGACCGCGCGGCGCCGUGGCUCAAGAUCCCCUCCAUCCCCAACCUGUUCGCGCCGUUCGGGCUCUACUUCCUGUACGGCCUCAGCGGCGCCGGCCCGGACGCCCCGCGGCUCGCGCGUGCGCUGUGCCGCCACGCGCACAACAUGGCACGCCGCGGCGGCUGUGGCGUCGUGGCCACCGAGAUCAGCGCCAGCGAGCCCGUCCGCGCCGGGGUACCGCACUGGGCGCGCCUCAGCGCCGACGACCUCUGGUGUAUCAAGCGGCUCGCCGACGGCUACAGCGACGGGCCGCUCGGCGACUGGACCAAAGCGCCCGCUGGGCACUCAAUAUUCAUCGACCCGAGGGAGUUUUAGGUUGAUAAAAUGCACUUAGCCUUUAGGGUUUUUUCCUCGGCCGUCCGAUCGCUCAUCCGACGGCUCGUAGAGUGGCUUCCCAACUCAACAUUUUGAGUUUCGAACAUGCGGUGCAUUUAGGCGUAAUUUCCACUAGAAUUUAGUUAAAUUUCCUACAUUUAGAUUUGAAUACAGCAGCUCUUCUGCUUGGAUGGAAAUGGCAGUUGCUGGUUAGUUGCACUACUACAAAAUCAGCAAUAUAUGUCGGAUCCUAAUCAGCCGACAGUGAUAGUGCUUCAGUGUUGAUCCAUAUGUC